Molecule: messenger RNA, 1138 nt
Organism: Homo sapiens (human)
Lineage: Eukaryota; Metazoa; Chordata; Mammalia; Primates; Hominidae
Gene: LCE1B
Product: late cornified envelope 1B
Exons: 1
Coding region: 477-833 (118 amino acids)
Biological process (GO): epidermis development
Source: RefSeq, marked validated
GUUCUGAACUUCUAUGUCCUUACAACAAGGUAAUCUAGAAAAUUCUUCCAAGAGAGAAUGACUGUUUCCCCUUGAGAAACAAUUUUAUUUCCAAACCCCUUUCUAGAUUGUUUUCAUGAUUCAGGUGUGUAGUUGAAGCAGAAUGUCUCCUCUACAUACUACAUGCUUGAUUUUGAGAAUACUUUCUUAAUAUCUUUUGGCUUCGGUUUUCUAAUUAUAAAAUAGUUGAAAAUGCUUUAUGAUUUUAUAAGUAUAUAAAAAGCAUUAGGUUCAAAACAGAGGCUAUAAGUGUGUUUAGCCAACUAUUAGACACAAUGAAACUUCCCGUGAUUAAUUAGCUACAACUACACUAAGCAGUUCAUCAAAAUGUAGGGAUUAGAAAUGAUGCUGAAAGGGCAAGAAUAGGCCGGGGUGGCCUCUACCUGGGUCUAACUUGCUGUCUGACUCUCUCUCAGCUCCUGAACACCCGCACCAAGAUGUCCUGCCAGCAGAACCAGCAGCAGUGCCAGCCCCCUCCCAAGUGCAUCCCCAAGUGCCCUCCCAAGUGCCUCACCCCUAGAUGCCCCCCAAAGUGUCCCCCUAAGUGUCCUCCAGUCUCUUCCUGCUGCAGUGUCAGCUCCGGAGGCUGCUGUGGCUCCAGCUCUGGGGGAAGCUGUGGCUCCAGCUCUGGGGGUUGCUGCAGUUCUGGGGGAGGUGGCUGCUGCCUGAGCCACCACAGGCGCCGUAGGUCCCACUGCCACAGACCCCAGAGCUCUGGCUGCUGCAGCCAGCCCUCCGGGGGCUCCAGCUGCUGUGGAGGAGGGAGUGGCCAGCACUCUGGAGGCUGCUGCUAAAGUGGAUCCUGAGCCUAGAAGAACACAAAUGGCCAAAUAUUUCCCUUCCGUCUUCCUUCUCCUUCUGGGCCUGCCCAUGUUGUUGAGAGGUCUUGGUGAGGGCUCAACUCAAGCAUAGAGGAUUCUUCUGUCUUGGAGUUCAGAGGCCCAAAACUUCUCCCCCAAAGCCAAGCCAUUUAAUGACCUCAGUUUGCGUAUGUGUGGUUGCUCUGGGAAGCCCAAAGCACAGACCUAUAUCCCUUUGCAGCUUGUCUUUUUGCAUAGCUCAGCCUGAUGUGAAACAAUAAAACCAGAAAUAUGCAUUC